This is a messenger RNA of Petromyzon marinus (sea lamprey), 1443 nucleotides long. NCBI's taxonomy places the organism in Eukaryota, Metazoa, Chordata, Hyperoartia, Petromyzontiformes, Petromyzontidae. The record is from RefSeq and is a predicted model, not a curated record.
AUAUGGAGGAACGUUGUCCAUCACACACACCACACCUUCACAACCAGCAUUUUCCUACCACCGCAACACUCCUGGAAGGAUCACCCCUCCUCUGUGUCUCUUCCACUCAUAACGCUCACCCCCUGCGUGAGGCACUAACUCACUAGUUGAUGCUUUUCCAUUACACUUCACCAUUAUGCUUCUUGUACGCAUGCAUGUUUCUCUCCGUUGCGUGCCGCACAACGAACACGCAGAAUCCUCAUCCGCGACGACCUCGGCGAUGCUGGCGGGCAGGAGGAGGAGGCUCCGGCCAGGAUGGGCCGCCAGCCGAAGAACGUGAAGUUGUCGGCGGCGGAGGCGAGAGUCGUGCUCCUGGCGCUGUCGAUGGUUGGCCUGGGAAUCGCCGUGUUCUUCAUCCUCUCGAUAACCGUCGUGCAGCCCUUGCUCAACGGGUGCGGUGUGCGCCCAAAGGCCCCCACCACCACCACCACCGUGUGUGUGUGUGCUGUGGCAUGUGGUGUUUUUUGUCAACGUUCGACACAAACGUCGUUCACGUCACCCACCCAGCCAGGCACCACCAUCACCAAAAAAAAAUCUCUGUUCUUAAAAGGCCGAGGCAGCAAGGAGGCGAACUGCACGGUGAUCUCGGCCGAGAUCCCCAAGUGGAUUGACUGCGCCUUCGAGUGCGGCCCCUACUGCAAGGGCGUCUCCAGCUACCCGUGCCUGCAGGUCUACGUCAACGUGACGCCGUGGGGACGCAAGGUCCUGCUGCAUCGCGACGAGCAGUCAAUAUCCUCCAGUUCGCAGGUCAGCGCCAGCCUCGCUCGAGAGACGGGACGGGUAGCGGGGGGGGGGAAUUGCUACCAGUUGCCCAAGUGCUACCGGGACCACGCGGAUGCCACCGCGGUGAUUGAGCCACUGAAGUCGUCCUUCAGGGCCCUCAACCGCACGCCCUUCCGAUGCUUCUACAACGCCCGCGUGCACCACGACGACGCCCUCUUCAGCCGAUCGGCCAGCGACUCCCAAUCUCUGCUGCAGUGUCUUCUGUGGCCCCUCUUGGCCGUGGCCAUCGGUGCCGCCCUCCUGCUCCUCCUGGCCUUGAGUCACACGCUGGCGGGCCUGUGCGAGAACAAACAGACGAUUCAGCACCGCCGCAAGGCGCACUCCGACACCGCUCGUCUGGUCGCCCGGCGUCCCUGGAGGAGCGACGUGGCCGGCGGCGGCGGCGGCGGCGGCGGUGGUGGCAGCGCCAGGCCCAAAAGCCGGGCCUCUUUGCGCUCGGCUGGCAUUGCCAUUGUGUCUUUCCGCGCUGUGGGAAACAGCCUCAAGGGGGAAAAGCACGUGCAUUUGCCAUGAUGCGCUGGUCGUGGUUGGCGGCCGUCGCGGCGGCGGUGGCUGUGUUUUCCAGAGAUUCGGUUCAAAAUCAUGUUUGGAGGAAAUUUCCAUUUUCAGGCGUGAUUUUCA